AUGGAUGCGGAUUACAUCAAAGAAGGCGACUAUGUCUUUAUUAAUGGAAGUGGAGUUCAACGCAUUGGGGAGGCUAGAAAAGGGGUGCGACUGAGACUCGACCGCUGCCGAUCUGCUUUCACCGACGGCCUCGUCGGUCUACGCUACGGCGAGGUGGUGCGGCUGAGCCCGCGAUCGAGGAGCUUCAGGCCAUGCGCGGACUACCCCGACCUCGACCUCAGUGGUGCGAACGCGACGGGCGAACGCGACAACCGCGACCUUGUCUGUGAUAAUCGCAGCCAGCAGCUCACCAAGGAUGAAAUUGCGGAGAUUCGUCGUGAAAAAGGCGUCGAAACGCUUCUCAACUCGCUCGUCGAGAACAGUGUGACGUAUCAGAGCAAGACAAACUUCUCCAAAGAGAAGUACCUCGUGAAGAAGAAAAAAAAAUACGGCGAGCUAUUUAAAGUGCAGCGCGUGACGGCGGAUAAUAUGUGCGAGGUGCAGGUGCCGAGCAUUGCCCCACUAUGUGAGGCCACGGAAGAACCGCGGUGGGUGAGAUUGCGUGCGGAUACCGUCGCGCUCAUUUUACACCACAGCAACCUCCACGACGCGUCUCGGGUGCUGCUCUUUGAGCGUACCAACGGCGUGAUGCCGGCGUACAUCCUCGGGCGGCUUGGCGACGCCGGCAGGAUCUUCCAGCUGAUGGAAAAGUCUGCUCAGCCGAACGUCUUCACGGCCUCCCAGUUAGGUCUACAGGAUCUGAAGAAACGCUGGAAGGCGGUCCCCAACAACGAAGACUUUCUCACCGGGGUAUCCGAGAAGCCGAAGGACGACGCGGGAGGUCAGGCAUCCCCCGAUGAAAGCCCAGACGAGGGCUCGGGAGCCCCUCGCCCGAAUCCUCCCCACGCCUCCCAGUGGAUGAAAGGUUUAGACGCGCGGCAAGAGCUGCUGGAGAGACCCGCGGAUUCCCUCAUCGUCGUGGAUGAUACGAGCGCGGAGAAGCAGUUGGCGUGCCUUUUGCCGUUUCUCGCAUGUGGCGGGCACCUCGUGGUGUAUAGUCCGUUUUUAGAGGAUUUGACCGACCUAUUUCCGCGGCUUCGGAUGGAUUGCGUGAACAUUCGUAUCUCUGAAACGUGGUACCGACAUUAUCAAGUCCUUCCACAGCGGACCCAUCCGACCGUAAACAUGAGCACUGCUGGGGGGUACUUACUAACUGCGAUCAAAGUUGAGCGUAAUCCUAACCCCAGCGCCCGUUUUAUGCAAGGUGAACCACUCUUCGUCAGCAACGGGGGAAAUGGAUUGGAGAGCAGAAAACGUGAUCGCAACUCUGAGAACGAUUACAGUGAAUGA
Phytomonas sp. EM1 is the source of this 1329-nucleotide messenger RNA. NCBI's taxonomy places the organism in Eukaryota, Euglenozoa, Kinetoplastea, Trypanosomatida, Trypanosomatidae. The record is from the annotation of a GenBank genome assembly.